Messenger RNA from Cyanistes caeruleus (blue tit), 997 nucleotides. NCBI's taxonomy places the organism in Eukaryota, Metazoa, Chordata, Aves, Passeriformes, Paridae. The record is from RefSeq and is a predicted model, not a curated record.
CUCUUCCCGCUGCUGUGGCGCUGUCCUGUGCCUCUCGCCAGUCUGUCUGUCUGUCUGUCUGUCCCGCAGGCCAAAGAGGCGCUGGAGAAAGGAGAGGUUCCCGUGGGCUGUCUGCUGGUCUACAACGGCGAGGUCAUAGGCAGGGGCGGGAACGAGGUCAACGAGACGAAGGACGCUACUCGACAUGCAGAAAUGGUGGCAAUCGACCAGGUCCUUGACUGGUGCAAGCAACACAAGAGGGAUUAUAGGGAAGUGUUUCCACAGCUGGUGUUGUACGUAACUGUAGAGCCCUGUAUCAUGUGUGCAGCUGCUGUGCGCUUGAUGAAAAUUCCACGGGUCGUGUAUGGCUGUCGAAAUGAGCGAUUUGGAGGCUGUGGCUCCGUUUUGAGCAUCUCGUCCGAUGAGAUGGUGGACUCAGGAGACCCAUUUGAAUGCUCUUCUGGCUAUCGUGCUGAAGAAGCAGUGGAAUUGUUAAAAGCUUUCUACAGACAAGAAAAUCCCAAUGCACCAAAAUCAAAAGUACGGAAAAAGGAUCGGCGUCAGUAGCCCUACACCGGUGGGACACAGAAACUUACCAGAAAAUGAUAGGUUUCUUCAGCAUACUGCUUUUUUAAAAUGUACAGGUCAAUCAAACUGUGUUUCAUUUUCUCCACAGAGUUUUUACUAAUAGGAUACUUAUGUACCUGCUCCUGUGUUCCUAUAUUUAUGAUUUCUUGUUAUCGUGACAAAACAAGAGAAUAAAUGGCUGUUUUUGGAAAGAGGAAAAUUGGUGGUUCAAGUCCACUCAUUUACAGACAGAUCCAUUAAUAUGGUGCUUUCUAGAACACAUUCUAGAAUAUUUUUUUCCUUCCAUGUGUGGAGAAGCAUCUUGCUUUUCAAUAGGAAAUGUUUGUGUAGGCAAGCAAGUAACUCUUGGGGGGUUAAAUUUUUAAGUCCUUUACAGUUUGUGUGUGUAUAUGUAUUCAAAAGGAAUUGUACAAUCCUUGAAGACUUAGGA